AAAAAGAAGCAAGAGUUGCGACUUAUGGUCGGCGAAAGAUAUCGUGACUUGAUAGAUGCAGCUGAUAGUAUAGUUAAUAUGCGUAAGUGUGCCUUAUCAAUUCAAGAAGAAUUGCAUCAUAUGCAAGAUUCUUGUGACGUUCAUGCCUUGAAAAGAUCGGUUCGGGCUCAAGUUAAUGAGGACAACAAAGGCACAAAGGAUGAGAAGAAACACCAUCUGUAUUCAUCGGCUGCACAAAUCAAAUUACUAGUGGACGUUCCCGAGCAGAUUUGGAGAUCCUUGGAGAGUCAUAAGUAUCUGAAUGCAAGUCGGUUAUAUCUCAUCGCCAAGUUGGUAUAUAAGAAUCUUCAAGCUCAUAAUGACGACUCACCAUUUAAUGUUUCAGUAACGUUUCCUGUUGUUCAAAGACAAUGGGACGCUGUCAGUCAUUUUAAGUCACAGAUUCUCCAAAAGGCAAGACAAUAUUUAAAGAUAACUGAUCAAUCUGAACAGAGUUUAGCAGAAACGUUGUGCGCGAUUAUGUUGUUGGAUGAUGUAACUAAAAAGGAUGUAUUUCAGUCGUGCCUAGACAGGAGAACUUCAGUGUUGUUGCAACUUCUUGAAAAAUCAACCACAAAAGAUGUGAAAUUUUUAACAGAACAAUUUAAGGAUAUGAUACAUAUUAUUCGAAGUACUGUUUUCCAUGUAGGAUUAGUAUUUAUAAGAACAGGAGAUGAACUUUCAUUGUUUGAAUCCUACCUUAAUCAGCUUCAACAAGGAUUUUCUGUUCAGGAAGAUAAUUUACAAACACCAUCCUCAUUAAUCUCACCGCGCGACUCGAAGGUUUCGCUUACACGUUUAUAUUCUCCUACGGCUAAUAUUCAUCUCCUGAUGCGUUAUCUACCAGGAUCCAUUCAGACCUUUACGCCAUUCCUUCAUAUGUCAGGUCCUCGUGGGGAUUUUACCCAGGACGACAUUCGUGAACGGAUGAAUGGAUGGUUUGACUAUAUCGUGCAAUCAUUUCAAGAAAAACUUGGAAUGCUUCUGUCAAAAGUUGUACACGCUCGAGAUUUAAAUGAGUUAAGGAAGAAUAUAUGGGAUAUUUUGAAAGAGGAUGAAAGUUCCAAAGAAGAAGAAAAGUCGGCAGUCAAAAAGCAUCCAAGCAAAGUUCAUAGAACUAGUUUGGGUUUCAUUUUAAACAUUCAAAGGACUGCUUGGUCUUGGUCUUCCGCUUGUAACCUUGUGUUUCAUAAAUCGUUUUCAAUUUGGCAUGAUUUGUUAAGACAAGGUUUUAAUAAAAGAUUUCAAGAUAUCAUUAAAUCGUCAUUCGAAGAGUUAUCAAAUCAACCCGGGAAGUUGCUUAGAAAUCGAUUAUAUAAAUUAGAUAAAUCCAAUCACGAAGAACGUCAUUUGGGAAAGUUUAUAUGGGCACAUGAUUCCAUAUUUUCUAAUACAAAAAUUCAAGAAAACGUUGCAUCAAUAUUUAAACAAAGGAUAGAAAAUCUUGUAACAGCACAAACAUCUUAUGUCAAUGAUGCAAAAAUUGCUUUUGAAAAUAAUUUGAGAGAUAUUCGAGAAGAUAUGGAACCUGUCUUUGCAUUGAUUAAUAAUCGUACAGAUGAAUUAUUUUAUGACAAAUUUCAUGGAAGAUUAUUUGAAGUUCACAGUGAUACUGAGGAAUUGUCUGAAUUUUUCCAAGAAACUUUAAUGAUUUCCGUCACAUCUUAUCGUAAUCAACUUAAUAGCUUGAUCGAAGAAGUCGAUACACUUGAAAAAACACAGGAAAAUAAAACGAUUCCAGAAAAUAAUGCAAAACGGUUGCUUAUUGGAAGAAUUUCCCAAACAAUUGCUUAUGAAUCUGCGGUACUUCCAUCACUUUUACAACCAACUACGGGGCGUGAUAAGCCGAACGAUUUUAAUUCUCGUCUUUCUUCGGCUCCAGAUCCACGUUUAGUAAACUUACGCCAUUUAUUGAUGGAUGUUUAUUUUUCGGCACAUAAACCUUGGAUGCGAUGGAUCACAGAUAAUGCUCGAGAAGUUGUUUCUGAAAUGUUAAUUAAGUCACCUUGGAAUGAAGAAAAUAUUCAAACUUUAGUAACUAUGCAAGAUAAAGCUAAUUCCAAUGAUAGCGAAGGCGAAAAAAUAAAUUUGCCCUCACAACCCUCAAAUAAAAUUAUGAAGAGUCUGUUUGAUAUAUGUCAAGAGUUAAAUAGAGUUGGUAGUCCAACUUUACAUGAGAACAUCAUUCGGGAACUUUUUACAACAUUAUCAUUGAACAUAUUUGAAAAUUAUAAAGUUUUUACAUCAGAUACUGAAAAUUUUGCAAAAGUGACUGAAAAGGGAGCUAUACAAAUCUUAUUUGAUGUCAAAUUUUUAAGAAAAGUAUUUGAAGGAUGUUGGUCAUUGGAUAUAGAUAAUGAAUUUGAUGAUGACAUUAAAGCACAUCAAGAAAAGGAGGAAAUGUUCAACCAAAUAUUAAAAGCCAUAAAGCAAAAGAUUGAUCCCAUUGAUUUGGUCGUAUUUGAACCAUAUUUGAAUAAGAAUGUUGAAAGACAUUAUAUAAGAAGUUCAAUUAUGUUGGGCCUAUUAUUUCAACUAAACCCAAAAAUUACAGAUAUGAGGCGCAAAGGUGUUGCGUUACAAGAUUAUCAUAAUAUAAUGGCAAUAGUGCCGCAAGCCGCUAGGUUUACUUUGUUACCAAUUAGUCAUAGGUCUAACAAAAAAACCAAAGUAUAA
Molecule: messenger RNA, 2715 nt
Organism: Funneliformis caledonium
Lineage: Eukaryota; Fungi; Glomeromycota; Glomeromycetes; Glomerales; Glomeraceae
Source: the annotation of a GenBank genome assembly